Penicillium maclennaniae is the source of this 1845-nucleotide messenger RNA. Its product is annotated as STE20 family serine/threonine-protein kinase. The transcript is spliced from 5 exons. The record is from RefSeq and is a predicted model, not a curated record. Gene Ontology annotation, molecular function: protein kinase activity; ATP binding. Bases 1 to 1845 code for a protein of 614 amino acids. Gene Ontology annotation, biological process: protein phosphorylation. NCBI's taxonomy places the organism in Eukaryota, Fungi, Ascomycota, Eurotiomycetes, Eurotiales, Aspergillaceae.
AUGGCAGACGAUAUGGCGAGCCGUUACCAGGUGAUGGAGGAGCUGGGAAGUGGAAGUUUCGGUGUCGUUUACAAGGCAAUCGAUACGCACACCGGAGAGAUAGUUGCGGUGAAGCAUAUUGAUCUCGAGUCCAGCGAAGAUGAUAUUCAGGAAAUUCAGCAAGAGAUUUCCGUCUUGGCCACCUGCGCCAGUGCAUAUGUUACACAAUACAAAGCGAGCUUCCUGAAGGGUCACAAACUUUGGAUUGUGAUGGAAUUUCUGGGUGGUGGGUCCUGCCUAGAUCUGUUGAAACCAGGGGUCUUCAACGAAGCGCAUGUGGCCAUCGUCUGCCGAGAGUUGCUACAGGGUCUCGACUAUCUUCACGCAGAGGGAAAGAUCCAUCGAGAUGUCAAGGCGGCAAAUGUAUUGCUGUCUCAAACCGGAAAAGUGAAGCUAGCAGACUUCGGUGUGGCCGCUCAGCUGGUCAAUAUCAAGUCGCAGCGCAACACAUUUGUCGGUACCCCAUUUUGGAUGGCGCCGGAAGUUAUCCAGCAGGCUGGAUAUGACUUCAAGGCGGAUAUCUGGUCGUUGGGUAUUACCGCGAUCGAAAUGAUCAACGGCGAGCCACCUCAUGCUAGUACCCACCCGAUGAAGGUGCUUUUCCUCAUUCCAAAACAGCCUGCCCCGCGACUAGAGGGCAACGAAUACAGCAGCGCCUUCAAGGACUUUAUUGCCCAAUGUCUAACCAAGGACCCCGACCGUCGCCCUAGUGCAAAGGAAUUGUUGCGACACAAGUUCAUUCGCGGCGCUGGAAAGCCUGAGUCCCUGCAGGAACUCAUUCACCGCAAGCAAGACUGGGAUGGCGGCCGUGGAGUCACGAAGGACGUUAAAUACUACGCAGAGUCCCUCAACACUAUCACGAAGCCACCCACCCCAGAGGAAGACGAGGACGAUUGGGUGUUCGAUACUGUCAAAGCUCCGUCUAUGUGGGUGCCCAAGGGCACUGACUGGACCACGCUUGACGAGGAUGAAGACGAAAACGAAACCACCCCUGCUCAACUAAUGGAGGACUUGCAUAUCUCCCAACCACCCGUCCCGCCCAAACAUCAGCCCAAUUCCACAGUUCGACGAACCCCGGCUGCCGACCGAUCUCCUUCAAUCCGCAGAGCCAACACCAAGCGUCGAUCCAGCGGUAUCAAGCAGCCACUUGGGCUAGACUUGAGCUACGGAAACAGCCCGUCCACUGUUCGGCAAUUCCGCCGAGUAUCGGACAAAGUUUCCAGUGAGACCCCGAAGGUGCCGCCUGGCUUCGACGAAAAUUCUAGUCCGAAAGUUAUUUCUGGCGAGUCCAGCAGCAAGGAAGCUCAGCUAGGACGCCGUGCAUACAGUCGUGCUGUUGGACUUUCGUGCCAAGAGGUGCUCUCCACCACAGGCGACGGAGAAAAACGUGAGGCCAUCUCUCGGCUGGCCGAGGCCUGGAGCGACUUGGAGAUGGUCGAUCCCGAGGGCCUUUAUCACAUCAUCCGCACUAUAAAUGAGAAACUUCAGGCGUAUGUCACAGAUUCCGACUCUUCCGACAGUGAUGAGGAGAUACUAACCCCAGACAGUGAUCCCCGCCUCAACUCCAUGAUCCCCACAUCUCCUCAACCCGACUCUCCUGGGCGGCCCCGCCUCGUUCUGGCCCAGAACAAUCCUCACCUCAAAAGCCACCGUCGCCGACAGUCGAGCGUGGCGGAACCAAAUCCCCCAACACCCCUCUCCAACAUGCCUGGCCAACACGUCGCGGGCAUGGAACAUACUAAACAACUGUCUGAUGUGCUCUACUCGCGUUGGGCAGAUGGACUUCGCAAUCGCUGGGGCAUCUAA